Macrosiphum euphorbiae (potato aphid) is the source of this 1014-nucleotide messenger RNA. The record is from the annotation of a GenBank genome assembly. NCBI's taxonomy places the organism in Eukaryota, Metazoa, Arthropoda, Insecta, Hemiptera, Aphididae.
AUGUAUUCGGUUACAAUAAUAUUAUUUCUGUGUUUCUGCGUCUUUUCGGAAUCAUUGGGUGGGCUCGUGGUUUUGAGUCACGUCCCACCGGAUCCACGGAAGAAAUCCGACGUAUCGCAACAUUCGAGAGGAAUGGACCAUACGGCCGCAGAUUUGAAAUUUCGAUCGUCAUCGCCAUCACCGAUCUGCGACUGUUCGCAGGUACCCGAACCAUCUUAUCCAUACAUCGUCGGUUCGCAGGUACCCGACCAACCUUAUCCAUACAUCGUCGGUUCGCAGGUAACCGGGCGCCGUCCACCUUACCACGACGUUCCGCCGGAAAACGGAUACCGUCCGCCCCACAUCAGCUGUCCAAAGGAAACCGGAAACCGUCCACCGCCGUCGACCAAUAACUGUCCGACGCAUGAAUGCCAUCGACGCACAUCGCCUCCGUGUCCGCCUCGCCGAACAUCACCACCAUCAUGCAUGACUUGCCAGACUACACUGCCACCGUGCAAGAAAUUCCGGACUCUACCACCGUGCACCACCUGCAGCCGAACAUCACCACCAUGCACGACUUGCCAGACUACACUGCCACCGUGCAAGAAAUUCCGGACUCUACCACCGUGCACCACCUGCAGCCGAACAUCACCACCAUGCACGACUUGCCAGACUACACUGCCACCGUGCAAGAAAUUCCGGACUCUACCACCGUGUACCACCGGACGGACAUUACCGCCAUGUACUACGUGUAGGACUUUACCAUCGUGUACCACCUGCCAAACAAUACCGCCAUGUAGCACCUGCACCACGUGCCAGACCUUGCCACCUUGUUGCAAGUGCCAGACCUUUCCACCUUGCUGCAAGUGCCAGACCUUUCCACCUUUCUGCAAGUGCCAGACACUGCCACCUUGUACCGCAAGUAAAACGCUUACGUCGUGUACCACAAUACGACCUCUAAAGUUGAGAUUCCUCGGUAGCUUAACCACACGCCGCCGCCGCCGCCGUAAAAACAAAAUUUUGAUCAAGACUUGA